AUGGACGGCUCUAACGCCAUCGCGAUCACCACCGCAGGUAGCGACAGUGCGAUUAGCAAGAAUGACGCUUCGCCAGCAGCGUCAGCAGCGUCAGCGAAGAAACCCGCGCCGAAGCGCUACGUGCGCUCGCAGAUCCCGAGGGAGAUCUUAGAAGAUCCCGCGCUGCUCGCCGCCAUGUCCGUUCUGCCGCCCAAUUACAACCUCGAGGUUACCAUUCAGUUCACAGCAGCGAUCCACGCAGCCAAAGCGAGCAUCAUCAUUCCUUGCCAAGUCUUCCCCUCUCCCCAUUUCUUUGCCAGCAACCGCCCCCGUCCCGACACACUGCCGCCGCGCCGUGCCCCCUCCUCCCCUGCCUUUCCUCUUCCCCCAGGCACCAUUUAUUUCACAACUGCAACUGCUGUACAUGCGGCCAGACCGGCCCUCUCAAGCCACUUCAGAGGCAUCACGGUGCCUCAGGCCAAGCCGCUGUCCGGAGGGGAGGUGUUCGGAAGCACCUCUCCCUCGCUCUCCUUCCCAUUCACAGCAGCAGUGCAUGCAGCCAAAGCAGCCCUGUCUGGCCAUUUCAGAGCCAUCUCGGUGCCUCAGGCCAAGCCUUUAUCGGGGGGAGAGGUGCUUGGAUGCACUGCCCCCUCCCUCUCUCCCUCGUUCAAGGGAGCCGCAGCAACAGGCGGAGGAGCAGGAGGAGGAGCAGGGGUAACAACAGGAGGAGGAGGAUCAGGAGCAGGAGCAGCAGCAGCGGGGGCAUCAGGAUCUGGUCCAGAUGCGCUCGUGUUUGUUUCAGAUGGUCGGUUUCACCUCGAAGCAAUGAUGAUUGCAAACCCCACCCUCCCAGCAUUUCGCUACGACCCGUAUGCCCGCUCCCUCACUCGCGAGCGCUACGACCAUUCAGGCAUGCGAAACGCGCGGCGGCUGGCGGUUACCCGGGCGAGCAGGGUGCGGGGGAAGCGGUGGGGUGUUGUGCAGGGUACCCUUGGUCACCAGGGUAACCCGCGCACUGUAGACCACUGCGUGAGGAGGAUCCGCGCUGCGGGCGGCACGCCGGUGGUGUUUCUUGUCUCGGAGCUGACUCCGGAAAAGGUGGCGGCUGUGGGGGUGGGGUCUGGCGGGAUGGCUAGGUCGGGUCCGACAGAUGCUGCUGGUGACGUGGCAGGAGCCUGUGCUGGUGACAUGGCAGGACCUGGUGCUGACGUUGCAGGAACAGUAGGCGACGUGGAUAGGGCCCUCGGUGAGCUGUCAAUAGGAGGAGGAAGCAUUAAGCAGGACAGCAUAAUAAGCUUCGACAAGGAGAGUGGGCGAGGGACGGGCAUAGAUGCAUGGGUGCAGGUGGCAUGUCCGAGACUGUCCAUAGACUGGGGGGAGGCCUUUACUGCCCCCAUGCUCACUCCCUAUGAGCUUGAGGUUGCACUGGGGUUCGCUUCCCCCUGGUGGGGAGGCUGCUUCUGUGACAGUGACUCUAACGUCCAGGGGGGUUGUAACGAAGGUGAUUGUAUCGAGCGUGGUUGUGGAAGUGGUGCUACAGGAGAUGGAAAUGGGUCGCAAGAGGACCAGCUGCAACGGUGCAAGCAGUGCGGAGCUUGUAAAGGGGAUAAGAGGGAGAGGGUGUACCCCAUGGAUCACUAUGCCAGGGAUGGCGGCCCUUGGAAUGCUUCCUACAUGCCUAAAAGAGCUGCUAGCACGCGCAUCGACUACAGCAAAUGGGACCACCUCGAGGCCAGCAGCGACCAAGAGGAGGAGUUUCAGGAGGAGGAGGAUGACGAGGAAGAGGAGGAAAAGGAAAAGGACGACGAGGAGGAGGAGUUGGUGGAGUACAGGUUGGGAGAGGACCUGAAGUGGGAGGUUGUUGGAAGGAGUCGCAGAGGGAAGGCGAAGGCCGAGGCAGUUGCUUCUGGCACCUCGGCGAUCGGUCACACUGGUGGCCUUUGCUCCUCCUCUCCUACUGGCGACGGUAACAGCCCAGGAGAACUCCGAUUGAGCGCAGCACGCAGCAGCAAGGAGGAGGAAACAGCCGUGGAGAAAGGGAGCAAGAAACACGAGGAAAUAGAGCUGAAGCCACAGGCGGCGUCAUCAUCAGCUGCAGCAGCCAAGCCAGGGAAGGCCAAGGGCGAAGCGAAACGGCCAGAGGAAGAGGAGGGAGUUCAUCGGUCAGCAGGUGCUUCGAAACGACCAGAGGAGGAGAAGGGUGUCCGGCUGCUGGAUCGGACGGACAUGGUUCACUAUCUAGACGUGAGGAACGGCUGGGAUUUAGCUGCCUGCGAGCCGUGCUUCGAUCGUGUAGUCUCCCGCCGGACAAAGCUCGCCCUGGGGAUUCACAGCCGGAGGGACUUCCGCUCAACCCUCCGGCGGCACGUGAAAGAAUCCAUUUCCCUCGUGCCACCAGCCAAUCAGGCGUCGGCAGCAGCCCAGAAGGCAAAGGCACGGGCGAUUGAAGAGUUCUCCUCGAAAGUACCUCUGCCGGAGGGGGCGCUGGGAGGGGGGCAAGGGGUGCAGUCCUCUCGUGAGCGGUACAAAUGGAAGUGCGAGCGGGCGGCGGGGGUUUGUGCAGAGGCGAUGGUGCUAGAGUGGAUGGCUGAGCCGCGUGUGGGUUUGAUGAUGGACCUUGGGAGGAUCAGAUCCCGCCUGCCAGGGGUAAUGCGUGAGCUAGGGGCGGUCAGGCAGGGGAAGGAGGAUCAGUUAGCCUCCCUGCUGGUGCAGGUGCUUGGGGUGAAGGAGGCUGGUGAGCUCAAGGAGGGGUUUGGGUUUUUCAUGCAGAACUUGCUGUCAGGGGGGGUGAGGGAGCGUGGGGAGGGGGAGAGGAAAGCAGGGGCAGGGGCGGGGAGGGGGGUUGGGGAGCAGGCGGGAGGGGAGGGAUGGCGGAUGUUUGAGGAGAUGAUGGGGAUGAUGCGCAUGAUGGGCGCGAGUGAUGCUCCCACAGCGGCGGAUGUGAUGACGUGGAUGCGGCAUGUCAUGGGCGUGGACGGAGAGGAGGAGGGGGGCGGCACGGUGCGCAAGCAGGGCGAGGUGUUCUGUAUGGACGCUGAGAGUGCGAGCAAGGCACGCGUGGAAGAUGCUGCGAUGGAGGAGGCGAGGGAGAGGCUUGUCAGAGAGAAGGUGGGAAGGGAGGUGCAGGUGGGAGUGGGAGGUGCCAUAGAUGAUACAGCAGCUGCAUCGUCGGUCGUUAACAACACAACCCCGCUGCUCACCGACCCACCCGCCCCUUCCCUCGACCCUGUCAACACGAACCCGAUCGUCUCAGCAAUGGCGUAUCGGGUCGGCUGUAUCCUGCAGUGGGUGCGAAUCUACGGCUCAGAUUUAAUCUCAGCUAGGAGGUGCAUCAAGAACAGCCCGCACGGCAGAAUCCUGCCAAUGCGCCACCCGCUUCGGGACCUUCCGAGCCUGCUGGUCAGGCUCGGUGCCAUCCCCAAGCCUGUGCCUUGGAAGCAUUUUGAUUCGGAGUGGGAGGAGUGGCCACGUGGUGAGGAAGAUACAGUGAAGCUUCCUGACGAUCAUAGCGUGCGUUGUUUCCAUUUGGGGAUUGUGGAGAAGGCGGGGGCAGGAGAUCAGGAGAACAGGGGAAGCAGCAAGAGAGGUGACAGGGGAAGUGGCACGUGGAGCGGUGGGGGGAGCGGCGGGAAGCGUGGCAAGGGACGUGGCAGGGGGAGUGGCGAUAAGGGGGGAGGGGGAGCGCACCCCGCCAGAGCACCACCACCACCUCAAAACAAUGCUCUGCCCAUCGUGCGCUGCGCAGCAGACGCUCAUUUCCUGGUGGAGUUCGCCGGGCAUCAGGUCUACCCCCCUGCGUGCGCCCGCUGCCGCUCGUGCCUCGAUCAAUUCACCUACUACAUCCCCUUCCUCACCCUCCUCGCCAAUUUCGCCUACCGCCCCGCCACCGUCCUCCUCAACCGCUUCCUCUCCGUCUUUCCCCCCUGUUCGCCGGAAUUCGCUAAGCUCGUGGACCUUCUUCUGUUAGAGCCGUUCCCUCGGGGGACCUGUGCGGCAUUCCAGGUGCACGUGGUGAGGGAGAGAGCGGAGGAGCUUCCCGUUCACUUUUUGCUCAACGUGGCUCUGAACUGGCCGAAUGCGAUGCUGCAGGUCGAGGAGAUUGGGAUGGUCGGUCGGGACGAGUGGAAGGGGGAGCUGCUGGGGGGGGCGGACGGGAGGAAGGCAGGGAGAAGGACGCGUGGGGGUGGUGGGGGAGGGAGAGGAGAGGAAGGGGGGGAGGAGGAGGAUGAUGGGGAGGUGUGGGAGGAGGUGAAGGACUGGGGCUUUGCGGUGCUGAUUGCGUGGAGGACGGAUGCGAUGACCGAUCUGAUCGACGACUGCAGAAGAGGCAGCAGCAGCGGGGGGCCGCCACGCAAGUGCAGCAAGGACGUGGCGACAGAGCUGUGCAACAGGUGCCUGGAGUCAAGGGCAGUGCAGGCCCCGGGAGUUCCAAAAAGCGUGUGUGCGGUGCUGCAGGGUGCGGCGUGGUGGAAGGCGGUGGGGUGA
This is a messenger RNA of Closterium sp. Naga37s-1, 4464 nucleotides long. NCBI's taxonomy places the organism in Eukaryota, Viridiplantae, Streptophyta, Zygnematophyceae, Desmidiales, Closteriaceae. The record is from the annotation of a GenBank genome assembly.